This is a messenger RNA of Pseudophryne corroboree (corroboree frog), 3714 nucleotides long. It is a transcript of the gene ITGBL1, whose product is annotated as integrin subunit beta like 1. The record is from RefSeq and is a predicted model, not a curated record. Bases 147 to 1616 code for a protein of 489 amino acids. Gene Ontology annotation, biological process: cell-matrix adhesion; cell adhesion mediated by integrin; cell migration. The transcript is spliced from 11 exons. Gene Ontology annotation, cellular component: integrin complex; cell surface; focal adhesion. Lineage: Eukaryota; Metazoa; Chordata; Amphibia; Anura; Myobatrachidae. Gene Ontology annotation, molecular function: integrin binding.
GCAGCUAAUCACAGGCACUGUGCAGGAUAGCUUGUGAGCCGGUUUUGGCCAGCUUAGAACACUGGAGUUCCAGUGUGAGCUGUGUUAUAGGGGAGAGCUGCAAGUGCUGUGUAUAGUCUGCACAAACUCUUCUAACUGGAUCAAGUAUGUAUGCUAGAGCUCUGGUCAACCUUGUGUGGGCUUCUUUCUUCUUCAGUGUCCUUGCUGCGGUGCCGCACAUCCCCUCGCUGAGCCUGAAAAGUUCGUCAUCUUCAUCAACCUGUAGAUUGUCACCUGCUGCAUCAGAAAGCCGUUGCAGGACUCCUGAUGGUUUAAUAUGCAGUGGCAGGGGCAAAUGUGACUGCGGGGUAUGUAUUUGCGAAGUAAAAGAGCCUGGCAAAUAUUAUGGACCUUUAUGUGAGUGCCAUGACUGGGUAUGUCACACCUAUGAUGGACAAGUUUGUGGAGGACAUGGAACAUGUGACUGUGGAAAAUGUCAGUGUGAGUCUGGCUGGUCUGGAGAGGCGUGUCAGUACCCAUCUAGUUGUGACAUGACACGAAAGCAAAGUAACGAGAUGUGCAAGAAUUCUCAAGGAGUCAUUUGUUCAAAUGCAGGCACCUGUCAUUGUGGAAGAUGUAUAUGUAUGAACACAGAAAACAGUGGACUGGUUUAUGGAAAAUAUUGUGAAUGUGAUGACAGGGAAUGUAUUGAUGAUGAAAAUGGAGAGAUAUGUGGAGGCCACGGAAAGUGUUACUGUGGAAACUGUUACUGUGAUGCUGGUUGGCAUGGAGAUAAAUGUGAAUUCCAGUGUGACAUCGCCCCAUGGGAGAUUAAGAAGAGAUGCACAUCUCCAGAUGGCAAAAUCUGCAGCAACAGAGGAACGUGUAUUUGUGGUGAAUGUACCUGCCAUGAUGUAGACCCAACUGGUGACUGGGGAGAUAUACAUGGCGACACCUGUGAGUGUGAUGAAAGGAACUGUAAAUCAGUUUAUGACAGAUAUUCCGAUGACUUCUGCUCAGGUCAUGGACAAUGUAACUGUGGGCGAUGUGAUUGUAAAGAAGGAUGGACUGGAAGAAAGUGUGAACACCCACGAUCCUGCUCCCUGUCAUCAGAAGAAAGCAAGAAAAAAUGCCAAGGAAGCUCCUCUCUGCCAUGUUUUGGAAGAGGGAAAUGUGAAUGUGGACACUGCACUUGUUUCCCGCCUGGAGAUAGCAGGGUGUAUGGAAAACACUGUGAGUGCGAUGAUCGGCAGUGUGAAGAUCUAGAAGGCAAGAUUUGUGGAGAACAUGGCACCUGUUCUUGUGGUCGAUGCAUUUGUGAGGCUGGCUGGUUUGGGAAACUGUGCCAACAUGCAAGAAAAUGUAAUAUGACAGAGGAAGAGAGCAAGAGUCAGUGUGAGUCAUCAGAUGGCGUACUGUGCUCCGGGAAAGGUUCCUGUCACUGUGGAAAGUGCAUCUGCUCACCACAAGACUGGUAUGUUUCCGGGGAAUUCUGUGAGUGUGAUGACAGGGACUGUGAUAAACAUGACGGCCUUAUUUGCACAGGCAACGGGAUAUGUAGCUGUGGAAACUGUGAAUGCUGGGAAGGCUGGAAUGGAAAUGCCUGUGAAAUAUGGCUUGGAAAUGAAAACCCCUAAAAGCUAGACACAGAUAUUGUUUUUUUCUUUUUUAAUGGUUUCUUUUAAUAUAGCUGCUAGCAAACAUUAAUAGUAGCAGAAUAUAUUCACCACCAAUCAACUGCUUAUAUCGACUGUUCUAAGUCAGUAUUUCUGUAGAUUUAACUUAAUUUGGACUAACCUCUGAAUAUUUACAUAAAGUUGUGGCCAAAAUUUGAAUGUUUUUCAACUUUGAAUGCUUAUAAAAACUUUCACUUCAUGCUGAAUUCAACACAAUAAACAAAGAUCAAAUAUUUGCAUUACAAGGGAAGUUAUGCUAAUUUCAGGCAGACAAUGAAGCACAGAUGCGUGAGAUUCAAGAAGCGGAUUGUAGUAACAGCUACUACCAGCCAAUCAGAACCGUCGCUCUGAGGACCAAUCAGCUGUCGUUUAUGAGCAGGUGCAAGGUCAUGUUCAAAAGUGGGAAAGGUCAGUUUGGCUGUUUCAUUUUGCAGAAUAAAGUCUGUUACUUAAGUUGCAAUUACGGUUGGAUGUUUGUGUGUAUUGUAGUGCUAUUGACGGUGUAAAAAAUAAAUACAACAAUGUCGUCCAGGCAAAGUGGUGACUGGUCACCCAGGAAGAGAUUCAGGAUUGUGGUGUUACGUAAAAAUGGUCUUUCGUAUGCAGCAAUUGCGAGAGAAGUUGGUGGGAAUGUGACAUCAGGAGUACGAAAGUUUUGUUUACGCUAUCAGGAAACACAAUCUAUACAAAACAAAGAAGGAAAAGCCUGAAAAAAGUGCACAACCGCUGUUGAUGAUAGGAGAAUAAAACUAAUUUGCGUCAGGGACAGAUGGAUGUCAUCUGCAGCCAUUGGCAGUGAACUGAGAACAACUGGUGUUUUUGUCAGUGCAAGAACGGUACAGAGAAGACUAACGGAGGUUGGCCUAAAAGGUAGGAUUCCCCGAAAAAAAGCAGCGGCAGAAACGAAUACAGUGGGCAAAAGAACACAUUGCAUGGACAGAAGGUCAGUGGAAACAAGUGAUAUGGAGUGACGAAACUAAGAUAUCGAUAUUUGGUAGUAAUGGGAGAAAAUAUGUGAGACGUUGCAUCGGGGAAGAGUUGCAUGCAUAUUUAAUUUCAAGCGACAACAAAGAAUCCGACAAGUGUUAUGAUCUGGGCAUGUAUGACAGCAGAUGCUGUAGGCCGCCUUCAUGUCAUAGAUGGCACACUGAACAGCGGAAAGUACAUUGACACCAUCCUACAAUGAAAACUUCUACCUUCUUUCAGGGAUCUUUUGCCAGAUAAUGCCCCAUUUUUUUUCCAGCAGGAUUCAGCUCCCUGCCACACUGCACGGAUAUGCAAACAGUGGUUCACGGAGAAGGACAUACAGGUGCUGGGAUGGCCAGGAAACAGCCCAGACCUGAACCCCAUAGAACAUUUGUGGUUCCGUUUGAAAAAACUGGUACAUCUGAGGUGUCCAUCCAAUAAAAGAGAAUUAAGUGAGGCUAUAAUUGUCUCAUGGCACCACAUAAUAAAGAAGGAAGAGCUCCAAACAUUGGUUGGCUCAUUGCCACAUCGCUGUGCUGCUGUCUUGAAAAAUAAAGGUUACCCAACAAAAUACUUAUAGGACAUCCUAAGUGUUGUUUUCUCUGUAUAACUUCCCUUGCAAUGCAAAUAUUUGACCUAUGUUUAUUUCAUUUGAUAUAUGAAUCUUUGCACUGCAUGAAGUGUAACAGUUUUUAUAAGCAUUCGAAGUUGAAAAACAUUAAAAUUUCAAAAAGUGUCCGCAAUUUUGGCCACAACUGUAUGUGCAGGACAUAGGAGAAGAGAGAGUUUUCUUGCAUAAUUUGCAUAGUUGUCAUCCAAUGCUAAAUUAAUAUCUAUGAGCCAUCUGGUACAGUUUAAGAACUAUACACAAGCAUACUGUAAAUACCCAAAUGUAGGUCUGCACCCCUAAAGUAACAGACUAGUCUGCGUCCGGUAAGGCGCAGUUUUUCAUAUUGGUCAUUUCUGUGGCUAGAUUGCUAGGUUAGUUUGCAGUACCAUAGUUUUCGCACUAAUCAUCAUAUACUGUAGAACAUGUACCAAAAACUCUACUAUGUGUAAUAAUAAAGAAAUUAUUAUAUGGAUUUAAAUAUUA